CCGCGGCGGCGUCCCGGCUGCUGAGGCGGCUCCGCGCGGCUGGCGGCGGGCGCGCCGGGCCGAGGGCCGGCGGACGGGCGGCCGCCGCCUCUGCGUGCCCCGCGGCCGGGGCCGGGCCGUGCGGCGGCGGCGCUGGGGGAUGCUCGUGCUGGGCCGGGCCUCUCCCUCCUCAACUUAGGGCGGCGGCGGGCCCGCGCCCCCGGCUCCCGGGCCAUGGCGCUGAGGGAGCUCAAAGUGUGCCUCUUGGGGGACACAGGUGUAGGCAAAUCGAGUAUCGUGUGGCGGUUUGUGGAAGACAGUUUUGACCCGAACAUCAACCCAACAAUAGGGGCAUCUUUUAUGACCAAGACUGUCCAGUACCAAAAUGAGCUACAUAAAUUCCUAAUCUGGGAUACAGCUGGACAAGAACGAUUUCGUGCCUUAGCACCAAUGUACUACCGAGGCUCAGCUGCAGCUAUAAUCGUUUACGAUAUCACAAAAGAAGAGACAUUUUCAACAUUGAAGAACUGGGUUAAAGAGCUUCGACAGCAUGGCCCACCUAAUAUUGUAGUUGCCAUUGCAGGAAAUAAGUGUGAUCUUAUCGAUGUCAGAGAAGUCAUGGAGAGAGAUGCUAAGGACUACGCUGACUCCAUUCACGCGAUUUUUGUAGAGACCAGCGCAAAAAAUGCGAUAAACAUAAAUGAACUCUUUAUAGAAAUUAGUCGAAGAAUUCCAUCCACUGACACCAACCCGCCAUCUGGCGGUAAGGGCUUCAAACUCCGCAGACAGCCGUCAGAGCCAAAGCGAAACUGCUGCUGAUGAACUCAGCCUCUCAGACUUUAUGGUGAAGUAGUUGGUCCCGAAAGUUAGCAGGAGGGCUGGGGGCCCUGCUGCCAAUGUCCACCUGGCCACUCGAGUCUUGUUCAUGCAAAAAGGACGCACAGAAAUUGGCUGGUUCUGUUUUCCCCUUGAAGACUGCAGCAAUGGUAUUUCAGUCUGUGGACGUCCGUUAUGUCAAGCAUCUGUGGUGUCUAAAGGGACCGCAUUGUUGACUCUUGACCUUGCCGAGGGGAGCACCUCAUUAUAUGAAUGGUGGAAUUAAAUUGCUGAGUAGUUUUAUAAUCAGGAUUUUAUGUAACAUUUGUAAAGGGAAAAUUGCACUUUUGUGGUUCUUGAGGGGAAAAAAAGGCAAGAUUAUCAUUUCCUUGGUUUCGGGUUACCUCUGUUGGAGAGAGUUGUGUCAUUUAAAUGAGGUAGGAUAUUGCAGUGGAGGGAUGAGGCAGUUACCGGACGAGGCAGUUACGUUUGAAGCUGAAAUGGUGAUGCCUAGGACAAAUGGAGAUACUCAGCCUCUAUAGCACUUUCUGUGGAGCCUGUUAGCCCCCGAUAAUACAGAAAGCCAACCCCACGGCAGUGGUCACCAGCUCACUUGGGGUUUGCUUUUGACUCUGUCAUGCAUGCAUCACUAAACACAUCACUGGCACCACUGUGGAGGUGGUAGAGAAUCACCUGGAAUAAAUGAAUUGCAUAUGUCCUAAACAGGUUAGCAGCAGUUUAAAAAUGAGGAAGAGGAGAAAGUAAAAAAAAGUAAUGUAAAUGCUGUCAAUUUUUUAUUUAACCCAAGUAUUUUGGUGGGGAAAACAAGUAUCUGUUGCUUAGCAUAUGUAAAGUUGUAGUCUGUAUUUAUGAGACCAUUGCUUAAAGACUAUAAAUUAUGUAAAUACAUUAAUAAAUUCUAAGUUUCAUGAAGCACUCCAUUUAAUCUCGAACCCAGUCUUGUGAUGCCCACCCACUGUUUAGCCUGUCCACUGGAGGAGACCCUGAGGCACAUUUGUGUCCUGCAGAGACAGACGUUUAGCUUGUAGUCUUUCCAGGUUUCUCUGCCUUCCCUUCUGCCCACCCCUCUUCCCUCUACAUCCCAUCUGGAAAUGAUAAUAAAGACAUAUGCCACUUCGACAAGCCUGACUAGUUCUUGCUGGCCUGUGGUAAAAGAGGGAGCUCUGAGCUCAAGUCAUUUACCUGGUCUUGGUAAUAAGUUUCCGCUUUCACGGUGACCCCAGACCCACUGGUUUAAGAGCACUUUGCUUGUCGCAAUCUAGCUUAUCUUUCCGUUUCCUUUAUUUGCCCCUGCCUUUGUUAGUGGUUAACACUCUUUUCCCUCAGGGAGCCUAAUGAGGUUUUUAAUAUGAUCUAAAAAUAAAGCACUGAAGCGUGAUUGGUGGAAAUGUGCUCCUGGUCUAAUUUGGCGCCCUCCAACCUGAGCAUUGUGCAGGAGGAAAUUUACAGGGUCAAAUAGGAAAUGAAACAGCUUGAAUUCCAAACUAAAUUGUGUGUGCAGAGCUAGCCUUAAACUGAACAGUCAAGACUUUGAAAAUAAUUGUUAUUUGUGCUCCCCCUACUUGAUAUGGAUAGAUUUUAAUGGGAAAAUUAUAACUCAGAAUAAGUGAAAAACGAUUCCCCUUUCCCUGUUGUACGUCUUAACCAUUUGAAAUUGCUUUAUUCUUAUUGGAAUCAUAUAGGAAGAAUGCAGCUGGUGAAAAUUCUGAUGCCUUCUGGUGAAGCACACAGGGACUCCCUGUGUCCCUAGCAUUGCCUCCAGCCAGUGCUAAAUUAGCAGACUGGAUAAGAGGCCAAAUGACUCCUAGGGCUGGGCCCUUGCCCCUGAAGGUGGCUUGAUUCUACUUCAUAUGUAUCCAGGAUGUCCAGCACUGCCCCUGUCUGUCCCCAGCAUUCCCACUGCUGGACCUCUGUCUCCACGACAACCAAAUAAAAACAAAGGUUGCUUGGCUCAUUACAGAGGAGGCAAUGCAUGUGAGGCCCUUCUUGUCUUAUUUCACAAAAAGAUGACGCAAAUCCACAACCUUCACAUUUUUUCCACCAAACCUGCCAGUAGAUGCCGUGAGCAUGUGGUGCUUGGUGCGCGGGUGAGGCCCUCUGAACCUCUUCUGAAUGCCUCUGCUCUCACUGGGAUGUUCUGCAUCUAGCCCGACUCAAGGCCAUCUCUCCUGCCCUUUGCAGCUGGCUGCUUCUGUGAAUUUCUCGUGUAGGGAGUGAUUCUGCUUGGUCACAGCCACAUCUCAUUAUCAGAUGAGCAGUGUGGAGCAUAAGCUCAGGCAUUUCUGGGGCCUCUUCUCUUCUCCCUCGUUUUCAUCUAUCCGUCCAAGAAAUUGACAGGGUGCUAUUUCUCUUGUAGUAUCUUUGUAAUGCUUAACAACAACAGGUUUCUAUCUCAGAUCCAUAACCCAUGCUCAGUGAAAAUGGGAAAAAGUUCUUCAUUUUAUAUUGUUUGCUUCUAAAAUGCAAAGAUAAAUACUAAAGUCAGAAGCAAUGCUUUACUUUGAACAUAUUUCAGAUUAACCUGACUAAGCAAUGAUCUACCACAUUUCAUAUCUCUUUAUUUCUUCUUGUGAGAAAAAGCUUGUAAGACUUCAAAGGAAUUGAGACAUAGCCCUUCUGUAAAAACCGUUUGGUUCCCUUUAUGACACAGGGCCAUUUUUAAAAACUUUGGGACUGAACAGAAGAGAAAAAUCAUUAAUUAGCUGCAAGUGUGUAUCGAUUCCUUUCAGAGAAGUUGAAAUAAGCUCUUUGCAGGUGUCCAAUCCUAGAAACCACUGGUCUCCAGCUCUCUCCUUUUACAUAAGUGUUUUUCUGAUUCUGUGAUAACUAAUUAACUAUCAUGUGGUGAUUAAAAGAACAUAAAGUAAGAGUAUGAUUAAGUGUCCUUCAUUUCCAACUCUGUAAGAAACGACUGGGGAGAAGUAUCUACUGCAAGCCCUCUGGUUCCAAAUGAAACCCCAUCUCCUGCUUGUCAGCCACAGUCAGGACAGGCCCUGCUCAGAGCAGCUGAGAGACUUGUUCCUUUUAAAAGGAUGCGUGUCCUGGUUCCCCACUUCUGAUGUUUGAAGUGCCUGCUGUCUCGUGUUCCUGUUUCCUGGGUGCCUGCCCGUGUCUGGAAGGAUGGAGACGUAGCAGAGGCUUGAGCUACUUCUUUUUUUCUUUUUUUUUUGGGGGGGGGGUGCUGGGGAUCGAACUGCUUACAAGGCAAGCACUCUACCAACUGAGCUAUCUCCCCAGCCCCUUGAGCUACUUCUUUAAGUGGGCCAGUGUCCUCGGGGUUGUCAGUUCUCUUUAUUUUUAAAUAUACAAGGAGGAAAAAAAAAAAACACAUUUAAUUUUGAACUUUUCUUCACAUCUUCUAUUUCUUGUCGCAAGAAGGAAAUAGGCUUAGGAGGGCUUCUAAAUCCCUAAGGAGAGAGUGAUGACAAUGGCCUUUGGAAAACAGCCGCGUGGCCUCCUGGCACUGUGGAACUCCAAUGUCUGCUUUUCCUGGCAUUGCAUUUCAUUGGGCAGAUUUCGCCAUACUCGGUACAUAGGUCUCUGAAUUCCAAGAGAGAUUUGUCCUGAGAGUGAGCAAAGGAGGUCAUAUGAAUUCUGUUUGGCACAUUUUCAUUCAUUCUCUCAGAGCACAUUCAGAAUGCGAUGUCUGGUCCCUUAGAGUCUCAGGCGCACAAUGUGUUACCCACCACAGAUGAGCGCACUGAACAUACAGGUAUCUCUGCAGCAGCCUGUGGGAGAGAGGAGAAUCCUUCCUCCCAGAGAAGAGUUGUUGGAAACCCAUUAGUGCUGCUCAUAUGAGGUGCCUGCUUUAGAAUGUUUGGAGAGUGACAGCCCACAAACUCUGACUGGCCCUCCUUGCUAAGCCCAGGAAGUUAAAUGACAGUGACAAGCUAAACAGGAAAAUCUUCAUUAUUUAAAUUUGUUUUAAAGUGAUGAACAACACAAUUUUUGUUCACUGUUUGACUUCAAAAGAACUGCACCUUGUAAUAGUUUUUAAAGGAAGAAAUGGAAUGUACCUUGGGGAAUCAUACUGUUAAAUAUACCCAACUUCAGUCAGCUUGAUUCAUUAGAAAAUUUAAAAAUCAUUCAAGGUAAUCUUUAGGAUAUCCUGUAGUACUGUGAUUUAAAAAUAAGAAAAAUAAAGUCCAAGCAACAAAUGAUCUAGGAGAUACACAUUAUACUGUGUAGUUUUAGAAAAGAGUGGUGGGGGUGGAAUUUAGCCUGGGGCUUUAAGAAAUGACCUCUGCAAAUUUCUUUUGACAGCAGAGUUGCUUGUCUUGACUUCCAGUAAUAGAAAAACAGGCAAUUUGAUUAUCCGAUUUGCAAGAAAUGUUAAUGGAAUUCUAGGGCAUUUGUCCUAUUUCAUGUGCAAAUGAAAAUCUAAAACGUAUUAGAAGAGUAUUACAUUUUUCAGGAGCCUCCAUUUCCUUCACCUAAGAGAAUGAUAAGUGAGAGACCUGUUGCGACAAAGUUUCCUUUGACAUCACAAGGAAGGUGAAUAAAUAGAACCAAGAAGCAGCACAUUUCUCAACUCAUCCUUCAAGAUUCUCCUAGCUUAUAGGAAAAUGAUAUACUUUCCAAAUAUAGAAGGGCUUUCAGUAGCAUAGAUCAAGUUUAAUUUGAUCGUCUGUACCAUCAGAAGUAACUAAUAUCUGUGUUCUUUCCUUUCAGAGCAUAAUCAAUUAUAGCUAUGCUAGAAUAUUUUUGGCUUCAAAACAAAAGGAUUCAGAAGUUUAAUUUUAAAAAGUCUCAAGCCUUCCAUCAAUUCCUUUUGUUAUGCUGAACAUUUUAGAUAGUAAGAUUAGGCUAUAUUGACAGUAAGAGGUGAAGUUAACCAUGAUAUCUAACAAAUUUUUUAAAAAAUUGUUUAAUUUGUUGCAAGUUUUUUACAUCUGUCUGGUGCCUAGUGCCUCAUCAAAAUGCUUCAUAAUUGCAACAAACAAAAUUCUGGUAACUUUCAGGAAUUCAAAUACCAAUUCUGUGUGCCACUUAAUGAGAAGUCCUAAGAUAGUAAUGAUUGUUCAAAGGACUCUUGUUUUUUGUUUUGGGAUUUUUUUUGUUUGUUUUUUCUUGCUUGAACUGGGGAUUGAACCCAGGGAUGCUCUCCCACUGAGCUACAUCCCCAGCCCUUUUUUAUUUUGAGACAGGGUCUCACUAAGUUGCCUAGGCUGGCCUCGAACUUGGGAUUCUCCUGCCUUCACUUUCUGAGUCACUGGGAUUUACAGGCAUGCACCACUGUGCCUAGAACCCCCUGAAAGUUUUGAAAGCACAUUUGACUGUGUUUACCUCCACUUCCUUUGUAUAUGAAGUUAUUACAUAGUGUAUGAAGCGUAUUCUUAACAUGGAUCAUGCAUAUAUCAGAGAGACCAGUCAACUCUGUGUGGGGGAAGUGAUUGGCAGCUGGCUAGUCAGCUCUGUUGGUGACUCUCUUUUUAAACAGUGUGUUGUUCUGUGUAGACAGAGCUUUAUUGCCCUGGAAAAGAUUUUGGUUUUUCCCUGUUCAUCUAUCUCAGUCUUCCCAUCACUUUGCUUUAUAAGUCACACACGUAAUCCCCAGUUGUGACUCUGACCUUAAGGAUUUGUCUUACCUUCUCUGUGAUCAAAGUGGAAUUCUUGCUUUAGUUCCCUUCUCACUUUUUGGUGAUAUCUCCCUUAGAGACCCUGUAUCGUUCACCUCCCCAGCACAAGACAUGCCUUCCCUGCUGCCUGCCAAAGUUGCAGCAGCAGGCUGUGUCCACUCCGUACAGCUGGGCGAUCACAUCUGUGCAGUCAGACGCCAGAGCUGACUAGGUAAGAACCUCCAGGAUUUCCAGAAGAAGGCGGGCAGCACUAGCUUUCAGUGGGAGCUCAGUUGACUGGCAGAAUGGUUUUUUGGUCAUUGGUGAUGGCUUACAUGUCAGAAUUUCACUAAGUCUGUAGUACAGCAUUUGUUAAAGUGUGUAAAAGUUCAAGUCAAAAAGCCUAGAAGUGAAACAGCUUAGAGAUGAGCCUAGACAUUUAAAAAAAAUAACCCUAAGCCAUCAUACCAGCAACUCAUUUCUCCUAAGAAUGUCGUACUUUCUCAAGACCUGAUACAAGGAGUAAAAUAUUUGUGCCUUUUAUAAUAGCAUCUGUUGUGAGAAAAAAUCAAAUGCCUAGAGUUUGGCCACUUUGUAGCACUGUAGAAGCCAGGCUGUAGCCAUGGCUUAACGCUGGGUCUUACACUGCCUGGGUACCUGUACUGGAACGUGGGAAGGAUGGUUUGCCAAGCUUAUAUGGAUGUUUGAAGACUUUAUUUUUGCGGUCUAACCUUGGGCUGGCCCUGAGUCUGUGACCAUAUGAUGUCUGUAUCAUUGUAGAUGCCAACAAAAGAAAACUAGCCUUUUUGCCUUCUGUUGUAGGGUCUUUCUUUUUCUACUUCUGCUGGUAGUGGAUGGUUGGAAAUGCAGGUAGGUUUGGUAUACUUUUUGCUGUGCUGUUUUAGCCUGAGUAUUCUAUGAUGCACUUUUAUAGAGUAAAAUGUGCUAAAUCACUAUGAAGUUUGCUGUAGGAACAGUGUAAACGUUUUGUUAAUAAAAUGCUGUGUUUACACAUGUGCG
Sciurus carolinensis (gray squirrel) is the source of this 7394-nucleotide messenger RNA. RefSeq names its product RAB22A, member RAS oncogene family (gene Rab22a). NCBI's taxonomy places the organism in Eukaryota, Metazoa, Chordata, Mammalia, Rodentia, Sciuridae. The record is from RefSeq and is a predicted model, not a curated record. The coding region runs from base 214 to 798 and encodes 194 amino acids. Gene Ontology annotation, molecular function: GTPase activity; GTP binding. The transcript is spliced from 7 exons.